UUCUAUGGAUUAAAAAAAGAAAAGAAAAACCAGAUGCGUUUAGAUCGAGAGCACCUGGCUCGAUCUGCUGAAGAGAAGACGAUUUAGGGGGAAGAAGAUUCUAAGAAAUUUCAGAAGGAUCAAAGAAGCUCGGAUUCCAUCAACUUGCUCCUUCUACACCUUCUUCUCAUUAAUUUCCAAAAUCUCGCUUCAAAAUCAGCUCGAAUUUGUCUUCAUUUCCAUCAAUCCACUCUCCUGGCUCCGAUAUGAGGUGCCGUUUUUUUCGCCGCCUAUGGGUAUUUCUACUGUUAAUUUCAAGAUUUCGGAGCUUGACUGGCGAAGCAAUAACAUAUGAGAAUUUGAAAUUCUCGCAAUUGGGACCGUACGGGGAGAAUUCUGAAGAAUUAACUCAAAUUGGGGGCAAAUCCCUUCUGCCCCUUUCUGUAAAAAGUAAAGGUAAUACUGCUCUUGUUGCCACUUCGGACGGUGAGUUAUAUUUGGUAGAUAGUAAUUCGAAGAAGAUAAUUUGGUCAUUUACUUCUGGGACACCAAUCUACUCGUCAUAUCAGUCUCCUACCAAUUACAAUAAAGAAAAUGCUUCUGGCUCAAGCCGUAGCCCCUUCUUUUUUGAUUGUGGAGAUGAUUGGGAGCUGUACAUCCACACAGAGCAUGGUAGAACGAAACUACCCCGCACCAUUGAUGAGGUUGUUAGAAGUACACCUUAUAUAUUUGAGGAUGGUUCGGUGAUGACUGGUUCUAGGAAGACCACUGUAUAUGAGAUUAAUCCUGUUACAGGAAAGUUGAUUCGUAACCACACGUCUGAUCUCUCAUCAUCUGGGCUAUGCAAUGAAGAGUACAGUGUUUUAAAUGGCAAUAGUUCCAAGAAUAAGCUGGACAAUGUAGAUCUGAUACAACCUGGUUUGAUGAAACCUAUUGAGCAACGUCUGUACAUAACAAGAACAGAUUAUUCCCUGAAAUCAUCUAUUGCAGGGUCGGAAGAAGUUUCUUGGAGUUUGAAUGUUGCUGAAAUUGGAGCUACCUUAGUCUGUCCAGAUGUCGAGAAUCCAACAAAUAGCAUUCCAUCGGGUCUUCAAAAUAAUGGUAAUUUUGAUUUUGAUUUUACUCCGCCAUUGUCUUGUCAAUCAGAAGUACUUGUCUUUCGUGAACGGAACCAUGUAUUGACAGAAUCAUCUGGGCACGAAAUACUCUCAAAUUCUCAUAACACUAAUAAUAUGCUUCCGGUGUCUGCUUUAAGCCUAAUGCUUCCUUCGCAGCCUAAUGUUAAGCAUUCAAAUAUUCAUCCUGAAAGAUUGAUGCUUCCUGGACCUGCAGCGAACAUAGCCUCCCUUCUGGAACCUAAUGCAAUUAGUCACCUAAAUAACGAUAAUCAGGCAAUAGUUCCAAUGCCUCUGAUGAAGAUUAAUGAUUCAAGUAUAGUUCAGGGACAUACAAUAGGAACCCAUAAUGUUGAUUUCACAACCAUGGUUCUUAAUGGACCACUAGGAUUAUUUAUUGUUAUAUUUAUAACCAUAUUUUUGGGAUUGAUUAACCGCGGUGGGGCACUGGUUGCAAAGGCAAAACAAUUUCUCUUGAAGGAGAAGCAACCCAGUAUUGUUAGUUCAAAAAGUGUAUCUUCCAAGAAAAAGAAAGCUCGAAAGUUAGGAAGAAAUGGAAAUUUUAACAAAAAAGAUGCAUCUGUUUCAUCUGAAAAUGAAGAUAUGGCUCGAAGUGAGGGUGAUUUUAACAACUGGUUUCACCCUAAUAACCUUAUUGAUACAACUGGUAGUGGACGUCAAAUUGGUAAAUUAAUGGUAACCAAUACAGAGAUAGCUAAGGGUAGCAAUGGCACCAUAGUUCUAGAGGGGGUCUAUGAAGGUCGACUAGUUGCCGUGAAACGUCUUGUUAAGACUCACCAUGAUGUUGCCUUUAAAGAAGUUCAAAAUCUAAUUGCUUCUGAUCGUCACCAAAAUAUUGUUCGAUGGUACGGGGUGGAGUAUGACCAAGACUUUGUAUAUCUUUCGCUGGAACGAUGUACCUGCAGUCUGGAUGAUUUGAUUCAGAUAUGCUCUGAUCCUUCCCUGAAUUCUUUGCUUAGCCUAGAUGAAGAUGCAGGACCUACGAUUGAUUAUAAAUUGCGUUUGGAGUCUGUCAAGAAUGUAAUAUCAGAUCUUAAUCUAUGGAAAGAAAAUAGCCGUCCAUCACCACUUCUUCUAAGACUCAUGAGGGACAUGGUUGCCGGGCUUGAGCAUUUGCAUGAGUUGGGGAUAAUUCACAGGGACUUAAAGCCACAAAAUGUGUUGAUAACAAAGCAAAAAUCUGUACGUGCUAAGCUCUCUGACAUGGGUAUUAGCAAGCGCCUUCAAAAAGAUAUGUCUUCCUUGGGACAUCAUGCUACUGGCUGUGGGAGUUCUGGCUGGCAAGCCCCUGAACAGCUUCUUCAUGGACGACAAACACGUGCAAUCGAUUUGUUUAGCUUGGGCUGUGUUCUCUUUUUUUGCCUCACUGGUGGUAGACAUCCAUUUGGUGAUCGUUUCGAGCGUGAUGUUAAUAUCGUGAGGAAUCAAAUGGAUUUAUUCUUGGUGGAGGGCAUCCCAGAAGCUGUGGAUCUUAUUUCUCGAUUGUUAAAUCCAAAUCCUGAUUUGAGGCCAAGAGCAUCAGAGGUAUUGCAACAUCCUUUGUUUUGGAGUUCUGAGGUUCGACUUUCUUUUCUACAUGAUACUAGUGACCGUGUGGAAUUGGAAGAUAGAGAGACUCACUCUGAUCUCUUGGAAGCAAUAGAGAGUACUGCACCAUUAGCUUUAGGUGCUAAAUGGGAUGAAAAGUUAGAUUCAGCUUUCAUUACAAAUAUUGGUCAAUAUAGACGUUACAAGUAUGAUAGUGUUCGAGACUUGUUACGAGUCAUGCGCAACAAGUUGAACCAUUACAGAGAACUACCCAAAGAAAUCCAGGAGCUUAUAGGAUCUGUUCCUGAAGGAUUUGAUAAUUACUUUACAAGUCGGUUUCCAAAGCUCCUGACUGAAGUAUACAGAGUUAUUAGCCAAUAUUGCAGGGAAGAGGAAGGUUUUCGGAAGUACUUCAAAAGUCAUAUGGAGUAGACUUUAGAUACUAAUUUCUCAGAGAAAAUGAUGCUAUAUUUAUUUCGUCUGACAUAUUUAGAACACAAUAUUGAUGUACCAUGUAUACUGUAUACACAAUUGUAAAUAUCGUUGGGAUAAAAUAUUUGUAAAGCCUCAUAACAUUAAAACAUCAAGUUUACAGAAGCAUAUCUUUUGGUCCUCAAAA
Benincasa hispida (wax gourd) is the source of this 3261-nucleotide messenger RNA. RefSeq names its product serine/threonine-protein kinase/endoribonuclease IRE1a-like. Gene Ontology annotation, molecular function: RNA endonuclease activity; protein serine/threonine kinase activity; ATP binding. Gene Ontology annotation, cellular component: IRE1-TRAF2-ASK1 complex. NCBI's taxonomy places the organism in Eukaryota, Viridiplantae, Streptophyta, Magnoliopsida, Cucurbitales, Cucurbitaceae. The record is from RefSeq and is a predicted model, not a curated record. Gene Ontology annotation, biological process: intrinsic apoptotic signaling pathway in response to endoplasmic reticulum stress; protein phosphorylation; IRE1-mediated unfolded protein response.